Geosmithia morbida is the source of this 1890-nucleotide messenger RNA. RefSeq names its product Protein of unknown function (DUF1365). The record is from RefSeq and is a predicted model, not a curated record. The transcript is spliced from 2 exons. Bases 1 to 1890 code for a protein of 629 amino acids. NCBI's taxonomy places the organism in Eukaryota, Fungi, Ascomycota, Sordariomycetes, Hypocreales, Bionectriaceae.
AUGGACGGCAUCUCGGACGAUUCACCCCUGGCUACCCUGCUCUGGGUCUGGGACUGCGUCGAGACUUUACUUGAAAGAUACCCUCGUCUUCCUGUGGACUUCUGCGUACUGUCUACUUAUCUCUUCUUGUUUGAUGGAGCCUUGAAAACAGCUCUCAACUCUCUGGCCUUGUUUGGCUGGCUGAAACUCGCUCCCUUCCGACUUAUACGAGCAGCCCACCAGGGUAUUUUCGCGGUGGUAGUCGGCGCAGCUCUUUGGUCUACACGCUUUUUUUCUCCUCGGUCCCGGAGUGACGAAUGCCGUGGUGCUCCCGGAUGGUCUGCUUUGUCUUACCUGAUUCCUUGUUGCGUCACACAGACGAGACUGCUGCCCAAGAGGCAUUCCUUCUCACACCCACAUCUCCUCGUGGGCAUCCCAGUAGGGAUCAAGGGAGUUGUCAAUGGGGUGAUAUCGGUGGAAGAACCAGGUCCCCGUUCAGCUGUCCCGUAUUUCCUCUCAUCAUCCAAGGCAUGGUACGACGUGGAUUCGGCUGAUCACCUGGAUGGAGGCGCAGGCGGCCUUCGCCACAAACUAGAUGGCCAUCUCAAGUCUCAGGGAGCCGAUCCGGAAGACUACCCCUACGCAUAUCUGGUCACCACUGCAAGGUCGAUGGGGUACCACUUCAGCCCGGUGUCUUUCUGGUACCUUUAUUCACCAGACAAGACGCUCUCUGCCAUGGUUGUUGAGAUGAACAAUCUCUUUGGGGAAAGACGUGCUUAUGUAUUGACUAGAGAUGGUGCUGCCAAUCGUCUGACAGCCGCGAGGCCCCAAGAGGCAAGGAGGCCAGAUAUCUUCAAUGCCUCGUGGAAAAAGGACUUUCAUGUUUCGCCAUUCAACUCCAGAAAGGGUUCGUAUACCCUCCUCGCCACAGACCCCCUGGAACCGGACCUGGAGGGAUUCCGAGGCAUCGAUGCGACAAUCACUCUGGUAUCAUCAAAGGGGCAAACAAAGGUUGUCGCCAAGGUCUCAUCAUCAGGCGAAGCUAUUGACGCCUCUUCUAUGAACUUGUCCCAGAAGCUGUGUUUCCUGAGCUCCUGGUGGUUGAACGGCUUCCUCACUCUCCCAAGGUUAGUCAAGGAAUAUGCUGUACUAUACUUCAAGCAUGAUCUUCACAUCUGGUAUCGACCCGAGCCUCUGAAGGACACCUGGGCAAGAAAUGCCAGCGCUACCGAGAUGGUCUUGGAGAGUGUUUUCCGCGAUUACCUCGGCUUUCUGGUAGAGUCGUCCCCUAUGCCUUUGGUAGUGGUGUACAUCCCAAGUCGGAUCCCUGGACAUGGAGAGCAAGUUUUCCAAUCACCCAGUGCGGCGGGUGAGAGGGCCCCCGAAGCCGAAAAGGUUCGUAUAAAGGUUCUCACCCCAUCAUUCUACUCUCGUUUCGUCAGCUAUGCCCACGACAUGGAGGCCAUCUUUUGCGAAAUGACUGAGAGCUGCACCAUCUGGGUUGACAAGCCCGACGUCCUCCCAAAGAUCUUUAUCAAGAGACCUACGCCACCGGUAAACACCCACAGACUCGGCGAAUUUCUCAUGUUCAAGGCGAUUCAUUCCCUGCGUCGACGACCGCCCAGCAUUAAGCGACCCAUGACGUCUGCCGAACACCCUGCACCAACGCCCCGUGUAGUGGAUAUUCGCGACUUUCGUAUCUCGUCAAUGGACGGCUUCGUCCUCAAUCAUAUGGCGUCCUCGGACAGGGCGGCGUACAGUUCCGCGGUGAUUCGACAGUUCCUAGCGGACCGAUUACUUGGGGGCUACGCCAGUGUCCUCGAGGCCGGGGGUACCCUUUGUCGACUGGCAGUGGUCUGGGCUGCUGCCACGAUGUUGGCCAAUAUUGCAACAGGGCUCAAUCUUAUUUGA